Vanrija pseudolonga is the source of this 2703-nucleotide messenger RNA. RefSeq names its product putative glutamate carboxypeptidase. Gene Ontology annotation, molecular function: carboxypeptidase activity. The transcript has a single exon. The record is from RefSeq and is a predicted model, not a curated record. The coding region runs from base 1 to 2703 and encodes 900 amino acids. NCBI's taxonomy places the organism in Eukaryota, Fungi, Basidiomycota, Tremellomycetes, Trichosporonales, Trichosporonaceae.
AUGGUGGCCGAGAAGAGAGAGUACGCCCCGCUGCCUAGCAGCGACGACACGCUCCCGCAGCCCGUGGCGAGCGGUACGCGCCGCCGCAAGGUCGGCGCGCUGCAAAUCGCGCUGUUCACCGUGCUCGGUCUGCUCGUCAUCCCGCGCCUCGCGUCUGUCCUCAACAGUGCCACCUCUACGACCGAGGUCGAGGCCGUCGACCCCGUCGUCGAGGCGUACUGGACCGGCGUGGCGACGCAGGGUUACGCCGCGGCGGUGAAGGGCAAGCACGGCGACCACGACCACAAGCACAAGCACCCCCACCACCCCGACCACAAGCACCCGCACAAGUGGGUCUCGCCGCACCGCGCCGAGAAGAUCUACCUCGACGUGCCGAGCAACACCUCGGCGGCAGCCGCGUCGCGCAGGUACACUGCCAACGCGCACCCCGCCGGCACAGGCUGGGACCUCAUCACGGCGCUGCAGGUCAAGAACGACUGGGAGGCGGCGCUUGGCCUUCGUCAGUCCGGUACCGACGAGCACAUCUACGAGGCCGGGUCUCACGAGUCGCAGUCGCGUAUCCGCGGCGAGGGCGCGCUCAAGAAGCUCGGCGUCUGGAUCGACACGUACUACCCCGUGCUCAACACGCCCGUCUCGUCGUCAGUCACGCUGCUCACCGACCCGCCAGUGCACGCCAAGCUGCGCGAGGAGUACCUCCCCGGCGACCCCGACUCGCGGCUGCGCGACGAGGUGCCCGUGUUCCACGGGUUCAGCGUCUCGGGCAACGUGCAGGGGCAGUACAUCUACGCCGGCUACGGUACCAAGUACGACUUUGAGCUGCUCCAGUCCAAGGGCAUCGACUUUACGGGCAAGAUUGCGCUCGUCAAGUACGGCCGCGUGUUCCGCGGCCUCAAAGUCAAGGCGGCGCAGGAGGCCGGCGCGAUCGGAACCCUCAUCUUCACCGACCCCGGAGACGACGGCGAGGUGACCGAGGCGAACGGCUACGAGCAGUACCCUGCCGGCCCUGCGCGCGUGCCCUCGUCGGUGCAGCGCGGCUCGGUCCAGUUCCUCUCCAAGUACCCCGGUGACCCUACCACGCCUGGCGAGCCGGCGUACAAGAACGCGACGCGUAUCGAGGGCGGCAACUUCCCCGACAUCCCCUCGCUCCCUCUCAGCUACGAGGACGCGAUUCCGCUCCUCAAGGCACUCAAGGGCAAGGGCAUCCCGGCGUCCGACCUUGACGCGAGCUUCGACGGUGGGCUGGGCUACAAGGGCGUCGAGUACUUUACUGGUCCGUCCGACGUCGAGGUGCACCUUGUCAACGAGGUCAACACGCGCGUCACGCCCGUCUGGAACACGCUUGCCAUUGUGCCCGGACACAUCACCGACGAGGUCGUGAUUGUCGGCAACCACCGCGACGCGUGGGUUCUCGGCGGCGCCGACCCCAACUCGGGCACGGCGAGCCAGUACGAGCUCGUCCGCGGCCUCGGCGAGCUCAUCAAGAAGGGCUGGAAGCCCCUGCGCUCGAUCAUCCUCGCGUCGUGGGACGCAGAGGAGUACGGCCUCGUCGGGUCGACCGAGUGGGCCGAGGACUUUGGCGACUGGCUGCAGGGCCACGCGGCGGCGUACCUCAACCUCGACUCCAGCUCGAGCGGCCAGAACCUGCGCGCGUCAGCUUCGCCUUCGCUUGCCCUCCUCCUCCGCGGUGCGGCGCAGGAGAUUGAGAAGACCACCCAGCCUGGUGUGAGCCUGUGGGACGCUCGCGCGGCCGGCGGUGACUGGGACGAGUUCAACGCCGCCCUCCACCCGUCUCUCGCGCCGGCCAAGGCCGAGAGCGUCGCAGCCGGUGGCUCUGGCGUCAACCCCCUUGGCUCGGGCUCGGACUACACUGCUUUCCUGCAGCGCUACGGUAUCGCGUCGACCGACUUCUCCUUCUCCGGCGGACCCAAGGACCCCGUGUACCACUACCACUCGAUCUACGACUCGCACCACUGGGUCAGCCACUUUGGUGACCCCGGCUUCCACAAGCACACUGAGGCGGCCAAGAUUAUCGGUUUGAUUACCCUCCGUCUCGCCGACAGUGUUAUUCUUCCCUUCAACACGACGCAGUAUGCGCGCGACCUGGCCUACUACCUCACCAAGAUUGAGGACCUGAAGCAUGGAGCGGGGUACGACUCGCUCGACCUCGUGCCGCUCGGCGACGCGAUCAAGGACCUGGCCGCGGCGUCGGCCGGGCUCGACGCCGAGCGCGCCGAGUUGAUCGACAAGCUGCGCGCGGCGCUCCCCGAGCGCCCGCCCAGAAGCUACGGCCAGCGCCUGGCCCAUGCGUUCGGCCUCGCGCCGUGCCCGCACGCCGAGGCGGCCGAGCUGGCCAAGAUGGUCGUAUUUGACGACAAGCGUCCCGACGCCGCGCCCGCCGCUGCCAAGCCCUCGCCGCACCUGCCCAACUGGAAGGAGAUUGCCAAGACGCUCAAGGCGAUCCGCAAGGUCAACGUCAAGCUGCGCGACUUUGAGUCUGGCUUCAUCGCCGAGCAGGGCAUCAAGGACCGCGAGUGGUACCGCCACAAGGGCGUCGCGCCCGGCAAGUGGCUCGGCUACGGCUCGACGACGUUCCCUGCGCUCACCGAGGCGAUUACGAUUGAAAAGAACCCCGAGCUGGCGCAGAACGAUGCGAACGAGCUGGUCGAGCUGAUUGGCGGCAUUGCCAAGGGCAUCCGGGCGUAA